Molecule: messenger RNA, 1152 nt
Organism: Racocetra fulgida
Lineage: Eukaryota; Fungi; Glomeromycota; Glomeromycetes; Diversisporales; Gigasporaceae
Source: the annotation of a GenBank genome assembly
AUGUCUGAAGAAAUUUUCCAAUUAUAUACUCCCGAACAAGUAAUGGUGGUAACCUCUCCUCAAUUUCAAUCGACGAUUUCCGACACCGACAACUCUACUGCUAUUUUCAUAAAUAAUCCCGAUAUUCAAGACUUUACUAUUUAUUCACAAGAAACUUCUACUUCUGAAUUUUUGAAUAAUGGUUUCCCAAACAUUUUUCAUGUCAGUCCUCAACAGGCCAUUGUAGAGUCUGUCGGUUCCAAUUUUAAUAGUCCCCUCAAUAGUCACAUUGAAUCAUCACCAAUAUUAGAAAAUUCUGGUUACACUCAUUUGGACCAAUCGAUUCAGAUUCUAACUUCGCCACACGGGAAUUCUAUAAACACUCCAUCUUUGAAUCUUCAGACAAAUAACGUCUUCACUCCUCAUUCAUCCCCUUAUACUCCUUUAUUAGAAGACAAUAUUCUUUUAAAUUCUCCUAUAUCUUAUAAUAUUGGAGUUCCUCAACAACAGCAACAAAAUAUUUCUGGCGUGAACUUAUUUAACGAAGCAAUCGGAACUCCGGUUUACUCUGAUUUGGGUACUCCUCAAGUUUUUACUACUUCUAUUUCUACUCCAUAUACCCCUUAUCGGGACGAGCCUUGUUACUCCGGUAUUUCGUCUCUAAACACAACUCCUUAUCUUCCUCCUCAAACUCCUGAUACUCCAUUCCUUGAUCAGAGUUAUCUUCGUGCUUGCAAGGAUCCUGUGUUAUUCGAUAGUUUUUCAAAAGAAGAUUUUUUUCCUUUAUUCUAUACAAAUAAUAAUCCUACUAUUUCUUAUUGUAACAUGGCUUCAAUUUCCCAAAUGGAUAUUCAUGAUAUUGAAAAGAAACUUGAUAUUUCCUCUUCUGAAGCUGCUGUAGUCCCUGGUACCCCAAGCAGUGGUUCUAUUUCCACUUCCGAAAAAUCUCCUUCAUUAGCUGUUCCUGAACAUGCUUCCGAAAUUGAUCCACGUCCUUCUAACAUUGAUUCUAUUGACGUUAAUAAUAAUUCUGGAACAAAAUCUCCUAAUCAUUCUAGUGAUUCCGCUCAUACUACUCCUGCAAAUACUCCACGUUUGGUUCCUAUUAGACCUCGUGAAUCUGGUGAGCAUUCAGAACCAAUUCGUCGUAGUAAACGUCAAAAAAGAAGGUGA